This is a messenger RNA of Pteronotus mesoamericanus, 5732 nucleotides long. It is a transcript of the gene CNOT12, whose product is annotated as tankyrase 1 binding protein 1. Gene Ontology annotation, biological process: cellular response to ionizing radiation; double-strand break repair. Gene Ontology annotation, cellular component: nucleus; heterochromatin. Lineage: Eukaryota; Metazoa; Chordata; Mammalia; Chiroptera; Mormoopidae. The record is from RefSeq and is a predicted model, not a curated record. The transcript is spliced from 12 exons. The coding region runs from base 117 to 5279 and encodes 1720 amino acids.
UGAGCCGUGCUCCAUGGAAGUUGGCUGACCAAGGGGACUGAUGGUGCUGGGUUUCUCUCCACUCUCUUCCAUCUUUGGAACAAGCUGGGGCAGGGUCAAAGGUCCUGCCGCAUGUGAUGAAAGUGUCUGCUCUCAGGGAAGGCACAGCCAUGGCUUCCCCGCCACCCCGGGAGAUGGAGGAGGAGCUGGCAUCUGCUGGCUCUGAGCCAGGUGACCCUCGGGCCAAACCCCCCGUCAAGCCCAAACCUCGGGCCCUGCCUGCCAAGCCAGCCCUGCCUGCCAAGCCUGGCCUGCUGGUGUCUGUCGGGCCUCGGCCCCCCCGGGGUCCUCUGGCCGAGCUACCUUCUGCCCGGAAGAUGAACAUGCUGGCAGGACCCCAGCCCUAUGGUGGCAGCAAGCGUCCUCUUCCCUUUGCUCCAAGACCAACGGCCGAGACCUCUACAGGAGGAGAGCCCACCCGGGAGCCUGGGAAAGAGGACUCUGGGAAAGAAGAGAUGCCAAUCUUGACGCCUCCGGCUCGCUGUGCUGCCCCGGGGGGCGUGCGGAAGGCCCCUGCCCCCUUCCGUCCCUCCUCAGAGCGCUUUGCAGCCACCACAGUGGAAGAGAUCCUUGCCAAGAUGGAGCAGCCCCGGAAGGAGGUCCCCGCCAGCCCUGACCGCCUCUGGGGCUCCCGCCUCACCUUUAACCACGAUGGGAGCUCAAGAUACGGUCCCAGGACCUAUGGCGUCGCUGCUGCUCCCAUGGAUGAGGAUGGUGGGACCUUCUCCAGGGGAUGGUCCCAGGAGGGGGCUUCAAAAUCUCCCACGGAGUGCCCAGAAGAGCACAGCCAGACCCCCAAGGAGAGGAGCCCCCCUUUGGAGCGGACCUUCAACGGGGACCUGGCUCAGCCUGCCAGCUCUGAGGUACCUACUGAUGUUUCCAAGCCCUGGGUCCCCUCCAGUCCAGGCCCCGCCUCAGAGAAUGGAGGGUCCACCAGCCCAGGCCUUCCUGCCGAAGCCUCAGGCCCAGCCCCCGGCUCUCCCAGGCUUCACUCACCCGACGAGAGCUCUCCCCCCUGCUCUCAUCUUCCAGAAGUCCAGAGUCCUUCAGCUUCCGGGCCUUCUCCCUGCCUCCCUGUGGCUCCAUCAUCCCCAACUGUGGCCCUGCCCGACGAAGGCUCCUGCCGUGCCCCUAGCCCAGAGCUCCCUGCUAGGGGAGCUCCAGAGACCCCCAGACCCGGCAGCCCCCCUGUGGAGAAGUUCUCGGGGCGCCACAGCCCAGAGCAGCCUCUAGUCACCUUGUCUGGGCCCCUGAUGGAGAGGGGUGAGUUGCUUGAUCCCGAUCGGACGUUUCCAUCCAGCGAGGAGGUGGCCAGGGGCAAUGCAGACCUCCGCCCCACCAGCCUGGCUCAGCGCCGAUUUUCUGAAGGGGUGCUCCAGCCGCCUGGCCAAGACCAGGAGAAGCUGGGGGGCUCACUGGCCCACCUGCCACAGACCCAGGGGAGCCAGUCAGCCCUGGAUCAUCCCUUUGAGAGUGGAUCAGGGUCCAACUGGAGCUUGUCACAGUCCUUUGAAUGGACCUUCCCCACUCGGCCAGGGGUAUGGCGGCUGGACUCCCCGCCCCCCUCCCCCAUCACUGAAGCCACUGAGGCUGCUGAAGCCGAGGCUGCUGGAGCCGGGGCCACCGAGGCUCCUGACUGGGCUGCAUCCAGCAGAGAGGGAGUGUCCCAGCAGAGGCAAGGGGCCUGGUCAGCCCCAGAGGGACCAGGAAGACCUGGUUCCGGGGUGCAGACAGAUGAUUCGGACAUCUUCCUAAGCCAAAAAGGUGAUGGGGAGAGUCAGCCUCCAUUUUCAGCUGUUCCCCUCGAGCCUCUGCCAACAACAGGGGGCCCACCUGAACCGGCCUUGCUACAGGCAGAGGAGAGAGACGAGGAGCAGGAGCCCCUGGCCGGACAGGAGUCCCUGCUCCCUCCGGCCACCAGGGAGGCCGCCCUACCCGUCCUGGAGCCAGUCCUGGGGCAGCAGCAGCCAGCACCCCCUGAUCAGCCCUGUGUCCUCUUUGCUGAUACCCCUGACCCUGGGCAGGCACUGCCUGCUGAGGAGGGGGCUUUGACCCUGGCCCGGGCGGAGACUACGCAACCCAGGACAGAGGCUCAAGUUGACCCCUGCAGCAGCUCCCGCUGGCUCGAUGACCUCCUGGCUUCACCACCACCUAAUGCCGGCAGCGCACGGCGGGGAGCUGGAUCUGAGCUGAAGGACACACAGACCCCAAGUGCCUGCUCUGAGGGACUUCUUGGCUGGGCCCAGAAAGAUCUGCAGAGUGAAUUUGGGAUUGCAGCAGACCCACAGCCCAGCAACUUUAGCCCUUCCAGCUGGUGCCAAGACACUUCUCAGGAUUAUGGCCUUGGGGGUGCGAGCCCUAGAGGGGACCCGGGCCUUGGAGAGAGGGACUGGUCCAGCCAGUGUGGGCAAGGAGUGGGAGAAGGGAGCACUGGGGAGUGGGCCAGCAGGCGAGGCAUCGGCCGGGAGGACGUGGAGGCCGGCAGCCCGGAUGGGAGCGUGGUGUCCACCCCAGGGGGCCUUGCAGCCCAGGACCGGGUGAUUGGAAAGCCAGCCCUGCUGGGCACUCAGCAGAGCCAGGAGGCAGGUGCUCAGGACUGGGAGUGCAGAAAGAGGGAUUCCCAGGCCGCUUUCUCCAGCCGCGACGCGGAACUCCAGGACCAGGAAUUUGGGAAGAGAGAUUCGCUGGGUUCUUACAGCAGUCGGGAUGCGAGCCUUCAGGACUGGGAGUUUGAGAAGAGAGAUUCUUUGGGGACUUACGCCAGACCGGAGGCCGAUAAGCAGAGCCAGGAAGUGGGGAAGGACCAUCUUGGCAGGUACAGCAGCCAGGAUGCCGAUGAGCAGGACCAGGAGUUUGGGAAGAGGGAUUCGUCGCUCGGCACCUAUGGCAGCCGGGGUCCUGAGCAGCUGGACCAGGAUUUCGGGAAGAGUGCCUGGAUGAGGGACUACAGCAGUCGUGGCAGCUCCGUGGCUCUGGGCCCCCAGGACAGAGGCUUCGGGACAGGAGCCCUGAGCGCCAGGUUCAGCCCUGAGGAAGCCCAACAGCAGGAUGAGGAGUUUGGGAAGAUGAUUCCGAGUGCAGGAGACAGCCUGGGUGAAGCCAGCAGGGAUGCAGGCCGGCCAGAGGAGAUAGCAUCGGGGGGCCUGUUCAGCCCCAGCAGCCCCCAGGUGCAGGAUGGGGCGCUGGGACAGAGGGACCAGGGCAGCUGGCAGGACAGCGGUGCCAGCCAGGAGGUGGGAGGGCUGCAGGAGAGUCGCCAGGCAGGGGGCCAGAGCCCGGGCGAAGCUGACCUGGAAGAACGGGAAGUAGGGCAGCGAGGCUGGCCUGGCGACUUCAGCCUCAGUGUUGUGCCCCAGCCAGAGGCGGCCUUCAGCCCAGGGCAGCGAGACUGGAGUGGAGACUUCUGCGUGGAGGCUACCGAGAGGAGCUAUCAGUUUGGCAUUAUUGGCAAUGACCGAGUGAGCGGUGCUGGCCUGAGCCCUUCCGGCAAGAUGGGAGGUGGCCACUUUCCGUCUCCCGAACAGACCUCAGCUGGGCCCUUGGACUGGGCUGACCAGCUAGGCCUCAGGAACUUGGAAGUGUCCAGUUGCGUGGGUUCCGGGGGUCCAAGUGAGGCGAGGGAGGAUGCCGUGGGACAGAUGGGCUGGUCCGACAACCUGGGCCUGAGAGACAUGGACCUGACCAGCCAUUUGGAGACUGAGGGGUCUGAGGAGCCGAGGGUGAUAGGAGUUGGGGAGAAAGACUGGACUUCUGAUGUUGGGGUGAGGGGCAGAGAUUUGGCUGGGGUGGGGGAGGUAGAAGGCCACAGCCAGGCCAGGGAGAGUGGCGUGGGGCAGACCGACUGGUCAGGUGUGGAGGCUGGAGAGUUCCUUAAAUCAAGGGAGCGUGGGGUGGGCCAGGCAGACUGGACGCCAGACCUCGGUCUGAGGAACAUGGCUGUGGGGGCAGGUAGCAGCUCCAGAGAGCUGGGGGUGGGCCAGGUAGACUGGGGCAACGACCUGGGCCUGAGGAAUUUGGAGGUGCCAUGUGACUCAGAGACUGGAGCUUCUCGGGAGCCGCGGGGUUGUGGAGUGGGGCAGAUGGACUGGGCCCAGGACCCGGGGCCCCGGAGUAUGGAGCCCUCCGGGGCCCCAAGCGGAGCCAGGGAGCACGGGGUGGGAGAAGUCAGCCAGUGCCCAGAGCUAGGCCUCAGGGACACUGGCCUGUUGUGCCCUGGCCUGGAGACCGGAGACCCCAUGGAGGCCAGGGAGCUGGGGGUUGGCGAGACAAGUGGGCCAGAGAUCCAAGGUGAAGAUGACACCUCACCUUCCUUGGAGUCCUGCCCCGAAGACCCCAGAAUGGAGACAGGAGAAGCCCCCGGAGCCAGCCCUGGUGGAUGCCAGGCCCGCUCGCCCCCCUCUGGCUCCCAGGGCCUGCUGGAGGAGAUGCUGGCUGUCAGCAGCUCCAAGGCAGCGGCCCGGAGGGAGUCGGCAGCUUCAGGCCUGAGGAGUCUGUCGGAAGAGGAAGGAACCCUGGCAGCGGAUGACCAAGGGGAGCCCCUGGAGCCCGCCAGGGGCCGUCUGCCCUCCUGGAGGCCCCAGCCUGAUGGUGAAGCCAGCCGGACAGAAGAGGUGGACGGCACCUGGGGCCCUGCAGGGGCCGGGCGGGGCGACCAGGGCCCCGUGCGCCCUCCUCGGCGGCCCCCCCAAGGCCCUCCCCCCAGCUCCCCGAGUCAAGACUUCUCCUUCAUCGAGGACACUGAGGUCCUCGACAGUGCCAUGUAUCGGAGCCGUGCCAACCUGGGGCGCAAGCGUGGGCACCGGGCCCCGGCGAUCCGGCCCGGCGGUACCCUGGGCCUGUCGGAGGUGGCAGACUCGGACGCACGCCUGUUCCAGGACUCCACCGAGCCACGAGCUUCUCGGGUGCCAUCUUCAGACGAGGAGGUGGUGGAGGAGCCUCAGAACCGCCGGACCCGGAUGUCCUUGGGCACCAAGGGGCUGAAAGUCAACCUCUUCCCUGGCCUGAGCCCAUCAGCCCUGAAGGCCAAGCUGCGCCCCCGGAACCGCUCAGCUGAGGAGGGGGAGCCGGUGGACAGCAAGACAAGCCAGAAGGAGUCCUUGGUCCAGCGCUCCAAGUCCUGCAAGGUCCCGGGGCUGGGGAAGCCCCUUGUGUUACCUCCCAAGCCAGAAAAAUCCUCAGGGUCAGAAGGAUCGUCGCCCAACUGGCUACAAGCCCUGAAGCUGAAGAAGAAGAAGGUCUAAGAAGUCACUGACGUCCUUCCCAUCUGGCGGUCUCAGGCAGUGCCUGUUCCUGUGGGGUCCCCGGCGAGGAGGUGGCUGGAGUUCCCCAUGUCCCAGGCUGCAGCCUCUGUUCCCCUCCAUCUCUGAGGAGCAUCUGGGGAGGCACAUUUAUGCACUUUGUAUCACCUGCCCAACUUUCCCCCACACCUUUCCUUCUGGCCUGGAUUCCGGCCUGGAUUCUGUUGAUAGUGGUCCAAGGUUCUGGUCCUCCUUCUCUGCGCUGUUUACCCACCUCCCUCCUGCUUCCUUCUCCAGCCUCCUGUGGGUUUUCUUUUGAUACCAAUUUAUAGCAUUUUUUAUAAAAGCCUUUGAUUUUUGUAAUGGGUGGAGCCCAGCCCCACCCCAGGUCUCCUUCCGCCCUGCCAGGUGCCCCACAGAGACCAAUAACAUUUUGCCACUUGAAACAAUAAAGUU